CAUCGCGCCGGCGCCGCGGCCGAGGCGGGAAUCGUGCUGUCAAGAAGACCCUGGUCGCCUCCUGCCUUUGUCUCGCCCGCUGAUUUCGGGGCCUCUUUAUGCCUUUGGCGGCGGGGAAUUGAGGGAGAGAAAGAGCCAACCAUGAAGUGCACCAUCCCGGAGAUAUCGUGGCACAACCGCGACCCUGUCCUGGCGAUAGACAUCCAGCCCAACCCCCCAGAUGGCGUUUACCGCCUCGCGACGGCCGGGACGGACACGCACAUUGUGAUUUGGCAGCUACGUAUCCUUGAUAAUGGUGGUGUUAGUGUUGAGGCAUUGAGUGACCUAACUCGACACAACAGAGCUGUGAAUGCAGUCAGGUUUUCUCCUGAUGGAGAAAUAUUAGCGUCAGCAGAUGAUGAGGCUGCUGUUAUUCUUUGGAAAAAACAGCAGGAGUCAUCUUCAGAUAUUUUUGCUGAUGAUUCAGAGAAAGAAAAUAAAGAACACUGGACUGUUCUGAAGAUGUUAAGAGGUCACCUGGAGGAUGUAUAUGACCUUUCCUGGUCUAAAUGUUCACAGUUUUUAAUCUCAGGUUCUGUUGACAAUUCUGCAAUUUUAUGGGAUGUUGGCAAAGGUAAAAAUAUAGCAUUACUUAAUGAUCACAAAGGAUUUGUGCAAGGCGUAACAUGGGACCCGCAAGGCCAAUAUGUUGCUACUUUGUGCUCUGACAGAAACUGCCGCAUAUACAAUACUGGGACAAAGAAAUUAAUGUACAAAAUAUAUAAAUCUUCUUUACCUGUAGCUGAUGCAGAGGAUAAUGUAACAGAAAGGGCUACAAGAUUAUUCCACGACGACACCUUGAAGUCCUUCUGCCGCCGCCUCAGCUUCUCGCCAGAUGGAGAAAUCCUGCUUGCUCCCUCGGGUGUCCUGGAGGAGGAGAGUGGCAAAAUCACCAAUGUCACUUAUGUGUUUUCAAGGCAUUGUUUAUCAAAACCAGUCAUGUAUCUCCCAACAAAAGACAAAUAUACAAUGGCAGUGAGAUUUAGCCCUAUUUUAUACGAGCUGAAGCCAUUGCCACUUGAGGAAGGAAAAGAGCUCAAGGAAGAAUCGCGAGAACCUUGGGAGGAACAUGCCAAUCUCUUCCAUCUGCCCUAUAGAAUGGUGUUUGCUGUUGCAACCCAAAAUGCUGUUUUGCUGUAUGAUACACAGCAGCCAGUACCCUUUGCAAAGAUCUCAAAUAUUCAUUAUACACGCCUUAGUGAUGUUGCAUGGUCCUCUGAUGGGCGUAUCCUUGUGGUGUCAUCGACUGACGGCUACUGCUCUCUGGUUUCUUUCACGGAAGAGGAAAUUGGUAUUCCCUACAAAGGAAAGAUUAUUGAAACUCAGGUAAAGAAAGCUGGCACGAGUCCAAAUCUUUCUGCUAAACCUUCUUCAAGAGCAUCCUCCCCACGUGAAGAACCAGAAAAAAUGGAGACAGAAGUUGUUGAGCCUCCAAAGAAGCCAGUUGAAAGCAUUGCUGUAAAAAGCAGCAAGAGUGGAAAGAGAGUGUCAUUGAUCACCCUCUCUGGUCCAACCCAUAAAAAUGAUGAAAACACACCAGCCGUCAAAGCAGACACUACGCAACCUCAAGUGAAUGGACACACCCAGGGAGAAGCAAUGGAGGUUGAUGAAGAAACCAGGAAGAAGUUUGAGGGUGAUGAUCAGAGUCCUACAAAAGGACCAAAAGAUCCCUCGCCUGCAAAAACUCCCACUGGUGUGACCAAGACGCCUAGACGAGUGCCACUUAUAAUGCUUUCCAGCCCCAAAGGGAAAAAGAAUAUUGUGAGUGAAUCAAGAUGAGCUAACAGAGGCUGAUGCUGUUUGAUGAUCACUAGAUUGAUUCUGGAGUGGUUGAACUUCCCCUGUGAUAGUGUGCCCAGUGAUAUUCAAUGCUACUGUACUUAUACAGGGUUAUUGAUAGGGAAAAGAACAGUGAUUUUUAAAAAAUUUUUUUUUUUAUAACAUCAGUUUUGUGAUUAUAUAUUUUUUUAUUAUUUUACUUACCUUCAAAGAUUGCAGGCCACAUAUUCUGUGAAUAUAAUGACCUGUGAAAAAUUACUUCAUAUACUUUUUAAAAACACUUGUGUAGAAAACACUGGUAUGUGGAGGUUUUGAAAAUAAACACUACGAUCUGCUUUCAAAAUGCUUAAUACGAUCUAGAUGUGAAAUCUCUAAAAGAAAAAUAUUGAUCAUUGUUAUUAUUGCAAAGUAAAUGUAUACCUUUGCUGAUAGUGUUUACUAACAAGACCAUUUUGAUACUGUAUAAAUUGUCCCAGGGAAUAGAUGCAGGGAGUAUAGUUUUUAUAUCAUACCUUGCAAUGACAAGUUUGAGAAAUUUAUUUGUAGAAAUGGCAGUGGUUGUAUAUGCUUGAUACUAUCAUAGAAAAUGGCAGUGUCACUUCAUGAAAGACAAACGCUAUGCAGAUUGCGGAGUAAUUCCACUACCUCCCAUUCUGAUGGGAAGAAAAGGAAGCAUAGACUAUCAAUUAUUACAUUUGAAGUUAAUUUUACUCUUUGGUGCUUUGCAGAAAUUUGUCUUUAGGAAGUGCAUGUUUUUGGAGGGGAGAAAUCACUUUGUAUUCUUUGUGCAGGAUUUUUUUUUUCUUGUUUAUGCUACUGCAGUGUUUAUAGUUUAGUAAAUUAUAUAUGGAACAUUGCAUUUUAUAUCAAUAACAAGCUAAAUUUGUGUGUAGUUAUGCCAUGUAGAAUGUAGGUGUCAUAUUUGAUAUGUAUUUCUUAAAAUAAAAAUUAAUCUAUAUUUAA
Molecule: messenger RNA, 2781 nt
Organism: Penaeus indicus
Lineage: Eukaryota; Metazoa; Arthropoda; Malacostraca; Decapoda; Penaeidae
Gene: Caf1-105
Product: chromatin assembly factor 1 subunit B-like
Exons: 12
Coding region: 142-1818 (558 amino acids)
Biological process (GO): nucleosome assembly; DNA replication-dependent chromatin assembly
Cellular component (GO): CAF-1 complex; nucleus
Molecular function (GO): protein binding
Source: RefSeq, a predicted model, not a curated record